Molecule: messenger RNA, 1697 nt
Organism: Penaeus monodon (black tiger shrimp)
Lineage: Eukaryota; Metazoa; Arthropoda; Malacostraca; Decapoda; Penaeidae
Biological process (GO): protein peptidyl-prolyl isomerization
Molecular function (GO): peptidyl-prolyl cis-trans isomerase activity; zinc ion binding
Source: RefSeq, a predicted model, not a curated record
CGUCGGGACCGGUGCACACGCUGCUCGCUCCGUCUAGUGCCGCGAGUGUGAAAGAUAUUUUCCUUCUGCUUUGCCCUGAGUGCUUCCUCCGCUCCUCCCGGAUCUGCAACAUUAUAUAGAACCAAACAAAGUGUUUCAGAAAAUCCAUAAUAAACUCAAACACAGUUAAGAUCCGCCACUGAAACUCACAGAUAAUCCCGAGUGGCGUGAGGUGUGAAAAACCGCUCAACAAAAUCAGUCAAAGUGUGGUGCUGCAAGACGCCUCCGACCAUGAGCGUAGCGAGGGUGCUAAGUCCGCUAAGGUUAGCACCUCCUGAGAAGAAUGGCAAACCCAGCGGGGGAACGACCACCAUGACGGAGGGCCUGGCCACGCCCCUGCGCUCCGUGCUGACCUGCGGGGGGUGCUGUCAGCGCUUCGAUGAUGGCUCCCGCAGACCGAAGUUCCUCUCCUGCUUCCACACGGCUUGCCUCAUCUGCCUCCGAAAGGGCUUCUCCGAUGGCAAGGUGCGCGACCACGAUCAGGCGGUGGCCGUGUUACGCGCGGAGGUGCGCUCGUCGGUCAGUGAGGCGCGGACCCUCCUGCAGGAGACACGACGCCUGCGCCAUGACCAGCGCAAGUACCUCCUGCGGCAGCUGGACGCGGCGAGGGCCUACGAGAAGCAACUCAAGUCUGAGCUCAAGCAGCUGGAUAACGACAAGCGGGACGAGACGCGUGGGCUGGAUCGCAUGGAGACGGACAUCGAGCAGGAGACGUCCCUGGUGAGCCUGCACGAGACGGUGAAGCGCGCGGGGUCCAUGGUGACUCGCCUGGCGGACGAUCUGGCCACGGCCAAGGCGGUCCUUGCCGACUCCUUCCUCACCCUCGGCAAGCUCAACCGCUCCCAGGACGACCUUGACGCCAUUGAGCUUAAGUCCUCCACGAGCGGCAGAUCCCCCGCCAGCCCCGCCCGCGGGUGCGUGGACCGCCGCAGCCAGAGCCUCGCGGGCCACUACAGCAGCAGACGUCUGGCUCACAACGGCCGAAAUGCGGGCAAGGUGGCGCUGCUCCGCCCCGCGCUCAGCCUCGAGGCUCCGAUGCCCACGAUCCAGCCUCUCCCCAGAGUCUACCUCGACCUGAGUAUUGAGGGCAUUAAGCAAACCGCCCGCGUCGUGAUCGAGCUCCGCCCUGACAUGGCCCCGCGCCUCUGCGAGAACUUCACGCUGCUGUGCACGGGCGAGAGGGGCUUCGGGUACCGCGGCAGCCAGAUGUUCCGCUGUCUGCCGGGCUGGUGGCUGCAGGGGGGCGACUUCCAGAGCAACGACGGCGAGGGCGGGCGGGCGGCCCUGGGGGACAGCGAGCUCAUCUCGGCGGAAACCACAGAGCUUGAGCCUCGACCCGGCGCGGUGGAGAUGCUGUGCAUGUCAACCAACGAAAAGGGAUCGCUUAUGGUCGGAUCUCAGUUCUUCAUCCACGUUAAGAAGUACAGCUAUACCCACGUGUUUGCUUACGUCGUCGAUGGUUUGGACCUCGUGGAUAAGAUGACCCAGCUAGGAGACUCGAACUCCGUGUAUCGACCCUCCAAGGCCAUCACCAUAGCGGACUGUGGUCGUCUCUCCGGCUGAGCUCUACCCUCUCCAGUCCUGUUAUCGUCGAACGCCCACUUGCUCCCUGGAAUCAACGAUGAACCCUGGAACCGUCUCUCCCCUCGAGUCAUCCG